AGGGCAGCUGCACCUUUGGGAUGUGGGUCUGGGCCUGGCCCCAGCCCUGGGGGUACCCAAAGGGAGCCCCCCCCUGCCAGGGGAGUGCAUCGCGUGUCCACCCCGUGCCCUGGGGUGAGGCUGUGCCGGCACUGCGUACCGCGAGAUGCUCGUAGACGCUUUAUGCAUCUGAUUUACUCCGUGACUCUGAUGCUUAUCAACAAAGCGUGAAGAUUGCAAUAAGGAUCCUCCCUGGAAGGCGAGGAGGAGUGACUUCAGGGGGCUGGGAGGAGGUGGAGUGCAGCGCGGCUCUCGCCUAUAAGGAGGUGCCCAGCGCCCGGCUGCUGCUUCCAGCCGCAGCUCGCAAGGUGAAUUUCCGCGGUGCGGGCUCUGCCGCCGGCAUUUGGAGCAUCUCCUCCUCCGGGGGCCGCGGAGGAAGGUCCCUCGGCUUCCCCCGCUCCGGCUGCCCCUUUACCCGGAGUGCCUGGAUGCCCGAUGGAGUAGAUGAGAGGAAGAAGAGGGAGCGCACAGAGGCUGAGGGGCGCUCGGAAACCGGGUCCAGUGUAGACGAGCGGGUGGCUGACUUCCCCCUGUGGGGCUGACCAUGGAUUCCCCGGCCCUCGGGGGUUUCACGCUGCUGCUCGUCAGUUUUUGGCACCUGGGAUUAACCGCAACCAACUAUAAUUGUGAUGAUGCGUUGGUAUCUGCUUUACCUUCAUCAGCCUUUACCAGUUCCUCUGAGUUCUUCAGUACUCACAGUCCCAGCUUUGCAAAGCUCAACAGGCGAGAUGGAGCUGGUGGCUGGUCCCCACUGUACUCCAAUGAGCAGCAGUGGCUCCAGGUUGAUUUAGGAGACAGAGUGGAGAUUGUUGCAGUGGCUACCCAGGGCAGGUAUGGGAGCUCCGACUGGGUAACCAGCUAUACGCUGAUGUUCAGUGACACUGGCCGCAACUGGAAACAGUACCGACAAGACGACACUGUCUGGGUUUUCACAGGGAACAGCAAUGCUGACAGUGUGGUUCACCACAAGCUCCUGCACUCCAUGAAAGCCCGAUUCUUGCGCUUCGUCCCUCUGAAGUGGAAUGUCGGUGGGCAGAUAGGACUGAGAGUGGAGGUCUUCGGCUGCUCCUAUAAGUCAGAUAUUGCAGACUUCGACGGCAGAAGUUCCCUCCUCUACAGGUUCAAUCAGAAGCUUAUGAGCACAUUCAAAGAUGUGGUUUCCUUGAAGUUCAAGAGCAUGCAGGGGGAUGGAGUCUUAUUCCAUGGAGAAGGACAGCGUGGAGACUACAUUACCUUAGAAAUGCAGAAAGGAAAGCUCUCAUUGCACAUCAACCUGGGGGACUCCAACCUGCACUCCACUAACAGCCACACGUCCGUCACCCUGGGCAGCCUCCUAGAUGACCAGCAUUGGCACUCAGUUCUUAUAGAGCGCUUCAACAAGCAAGUGAACUUCACGGUGGACAAGCACACUCAGCAUUUCCGAACGAAGGGGGAUUCAGAUCACUUGGAUAUUGAUUAUGAGCUCAGCUUCGGAGGCAUUCCUGUCCCAGGGAAACCGGGAACGUUUCAGAGGAAAAAUUUCCAUGGGUGCAUUGAGAACCUUUAUUACAAUGGAGUCAAUAUAAUUGACCUGGCAAAAAGGCGCAAACCUCAGAUCUAUACUGUGGGGAACGUGACCUUUUCCUGCUCAGAACCACAAAUUGUUCCCAUCACCUUUGUCAGCUCCAGUAGAAGCUACUUGCUACUGCCUGGCACUCCUCAAAUUGAUGGCUUGUCAGUCAGUUUCCAGUUUCGAACAUGGAAUAAAGAUGGCUUACUCCUGUCCACUGAAUUGUCUGAAAAGUCAGGAUCUCUCUUGGUUUACCUCCACGGUGGGAGAUUGACACUACUUAUUCAGAAAGUGACAGAAAACCCUGUGGAAAUUAGUGAAGGCACCAAUCUCCAUGAUGGUCUUUGGCAUUCAGUUAACAUCAAUGCCAGAAGGCAUCGAAUUACCCUGACACUGGAUAACAAUGCUGCCACUGCCAGCCAUGCAACCAUUGUCUCAAGGAUCUACUCGGGAAACAGCUACUAUUUUGGAGGGUGCCCUGACAAUUUCACUGAUUCCCAAUGUUUAAAUCCCAUUACUGCUUUUCAAGGCUGUAUGAGGCUCAUCUUUAUUGAUAACCAGCCCAAGGACCUCAUUUUAGUUCAGCAAGGCUCCCUGGGGAAUUUCAGUGAUUUACACAUUGAUCUGUGUGGCAUCAAAGACAGAUGUUUGCCUAACUACUGUGAACAUGGAGGAAAAUGCUCUCAGUCCUGGACCACAUUUUACUGCGACUGUAAUGAUACAGGUUACACGGGAGCUACCUGUCAUAACUCUAUCUACGAACAAUCAUGUGAGGCUUACCGACAUCAAGGGAAGUCAUCAGGUUUCUUCUACAUCGAUUCUGAUGGAAGUGGACCACUUGGACCACUUCAGGUUUUUUGCAAUAUAACAGAAGAUAAGAUCUGGACUGCAGUGCAGCACAACAACACAGAGCUAACUAGAGUCCAAGGAGCUGGUCUGGAGAAGCCGUACACCAUGUCCUUUAACUACAACAGUAGCAUGGAGCAGCUUGAAGCUGUGAUAAACAGUGCGGAGUACUGCGAACAGGAGGCAGCCUACCACUGCAGAAAGUCACGUCUCCUGAACACCCCAAAUGGAAUGCCAUUUGCUUGGUGGGUUGGCCGUGCCAAUGAAAAGCAUCUUUACUGGGGAGGAUCUCUUCCGGGCAUUCAACAGUGUGCAUGUGGACUGGAAGAAAGUUGUCUGGAUAUGAGAUAUUUUUGCAACUGUGACGCAGAUAGAGAAGAAUGGACAAAUGAUACUGGCCUCCUUGCUUUCAAAGACCAUUUGCCUGUAACUCAGAUAGUGAUCACUGACACAAACAGAUCAAAUUCUGAGGCUGCCUGGAAAAUCGGCCCUUUGCGUUGCUAUGGAGACAGGCAGUUCUGGAAUGCAGCUUCCUUCAACACUGAGGCUUCCUACCUGCACUUCCCCACCUUCCAUGCUGAGGUCAGCGCAGACAUCUCCUUCUUCUUCAAAACCACGGCUCCCUCUGGGGUAUUCUUGGAAAACCUGGGGAUUAAGGACUUCAUACGAGUUGAAAUAAGCUCCCCCAAAGAGAUAGUCUUCUCUGUAGAUGUUGGGAAUGGCCCCACAGAAGCAAUCGUGCAGUCUCCCACACCCCUGAAUGACAACCAGUGGCACUAUGUCCGAGCAGAGCGGAACCUCAAGCAAACAUCUCUACAAGUGGAUAACCUCCCCAAGAAGGUCCUGGAGGCACCUGCAGAGGGGCACUUCCGCUUGCAGCUCAACAGCCAAUUAUUUGUAGGGGGAACAGCUUCCAGACAAAAGGGCUUUAUGGGAUGUAUUCGAUCUCUACAUUUAAAUGGACAGAAACUUGACCUUGAAGAAAGAGCUAAAAUGACUUCUGGUGUUAAACCUGGAUGUCCAGGACAUUGCAGUAGUUAUGGUAACCUGUGCCAUAAUGGAGGGAAAUGUGUGGAGAAGUAUAAUGGGUAUUACUGUGAUUGUACCAACUCGGCGUAUGAAGGACCGUUCUGCAAGAAAGAGGUUUCUGCAUUAUUUGAAGCCGGCACUUCCGUUACCUAUAUUUUCCAAGAACCUUAUCCUGUCACAAAAAAUGCAAGCAGUUUGAGCUCUUCCAUUUAUGUGGAUGCUGUCAUGCCCAAGGAAAAUAUUGCAUUUAGCUUUCUCACGGCACAUACUCCAAGCCUUCUGCUGUACAUCAACACCUACUUUCAUGAAUAUUUGGCUGUGAUUCUCUCCAAAAAUGGAAGUUUACAGGUCCGAUAUAAGCUGAGUAAGGAUGGGCUUCUUAUUUUCACAAUCGACUCUGGAAAUUUUGCCAACCGAGAGCUGCACCAUGUGAAGAUUAACAGAGAUGGCAGGGAGCUCAUCAUUCAGGUUGAUCAAGUUCUCAAACUCAAACACAACUUUUCUGAGAUUGAUUUUAAGGCCACCAAAUCACUUACCUUGGGCAAGGUCACAGAUAGUUUGUCACUGGACCCUGAAGUCUCAAAGGCAAAUGCCUAUGGAUUCACUGGCUGCCUGUCCUCUGUUCGGUAUAACCACAUUGCUCCCCUGAAAGCUGCCUUACGCCAUCCCAGCAUUGCUCCUGUGACUGUCAAGGGCUCCUUGACUGAAUCCAGCUGUGCAUCCCUGAUGGAAACUGAUGUGAACACAGCAACCACAAUAUAUUCCUCAUCAGAUCCUUUUGGGAAGACAGAUGAAAGGGAGCCUCUCACCAAUGCUGUCAGAAGUGAUUCUGCUGUUAUUGGAGGUGUAAUAGCAGUUGUGAUAUUCAUCAUCUUUUGCAUCAUCGCCAUCAUGAGCAGAUUCCUCUAUCAACACAAACAGGCACAUCGAAGUAGCCAGACAAAGGAGAAGGAACACCCAGAAAAUCUUGAGAGCUCUUUUAAAGCUGACAUUGACUUGCAGAACACAGUGAGCGAGUGCAAACGGGAAUAUUUCAUUUGAUGGACAAUGCAAUUUCUUCUUACUCUUAUUCCCCUAACCAGCCUCCUUCCCUUUCUUUCCUUUCCUUACUGUUCCCUCUCUUUUUUUCUUUUCUUUUUAACAUUCUUUUUUUGCGUACCUUUUUUUUUUUUUCAUUUCGGAAAGACCACCUUGCACAGGAAACACUGACAACAAUCACAGUGCCUCAUUCUCUGCACAAGAACCUGGCAGUCACAGUUUACUUCUGCAGCUGAAGAGAUGUGUUAUCCCACACUACACAGAAUAAGAUCCACAUACACGCCUGGUUUCUUCUUUGAGUUCCUGGAUGUUUCAAAGGCCCUACUUUUACUUCUAUUUUUUCUCUUGGACCAUUUAAUUAAUCACUUUUACACUAGAGCUGGACUAUGUAAAGUAGAGGUAAAGUAGCUGAAUACGUAGCUCUGCAGAUACUGGGACAGGAUAGAGGGAAAGAAUGAGACCAAAACACCAGACUUAUUUUACAGGCUCAUUUACAACAAUCGUAAAGAACCAGCCAAAUUCUCAAAUGAUAUGAAUUGAUAUAUAUAUCUAUUGAUUUCAGUGGUGUUACAUUAAUUUAUACCAGUUGAGAAGCUGGUGUGAGGUAAUGAAAAAUAAAACGUGUCUUUCUCGUUAGGCUCCUUCCCCCAGCCUCCUGUCCUUUUACUGUAACUUUUAGGCUUACCAAUACUUUUCCAACAAUAUAUAUCAACAAUAAAUGUCAUUCCCAUAUGCCUCUUUCAUCUCCAUCUCAUAAGGCUGGCUUUAUAGACCCAACAUACUCUAGCAUAACUCUAGAUGAAGCAUGGAAAUUAGUAGCUUGAAUCUCCAAGGGUUUUAGGAAGCUGCUAGGACUUAGGUGCACUAUAUUUGUCUGAAAUGUUAGAAAUGCAGCAUAUGUUCAUGCCAUAUGGAGGAUUAUCAUGCGCUGAGGUUAAACACCGUUGCCGCUUUGGAAAAGAAAAAAAUACAUAAGAAAAAAAAGUUCAGUUUUAAACAUGAGAUGCACCUUCUGCCAGUUAUAAAAAAUAAUAAUAAUAAUAAUAAAAUUCCAACUUCUUAGAAAAACACACAACCAAAACUGCAUGAAAGUUUGUAGGAAUUGGAAUAUCUUCUCCAAAGCUAAAUAGAGAGAGGUCUAAUGUCAUGUUAAAAAAGGUUAAUAUUUAAUGAACCCUGUGUACAAGGAAGAACAUCAUGGAAUGCUGUGAAAAAAAAAAAAAAAGAAAAAGAAAAAAAAAGAAAAGAAAAAAAAAUCCCAAAUACUGCACUUAAGAGAAAUGGUGGUGAAGAUUAAUUCAAGUCUUCUGUCCUUUCCUGAUUGAAAACAAUACUGAAGACUCAAAUCCUGCUCAUUUUACUUGCGCUGCAUGGAUUUCAAUACAAGCCUGAAAAAUCUUCUUUUCAGUCACAGUAACUGUAAGGCUAAGAAAUGGAGAAGUCCCACUUAAGUGGGGUUUUUAUACCCUGCUUGUGUCUGUGUAACAUACUUCCUUCACAGGACUGCUUUUUCCUACUUAUUGCAGUAUUCUUUGGAUGAUAAUACAUUCAGGAGAAUUAUUGUGCACCUGAAUCUCUUUUUUUCUUGUCCCCUACAUCAUUCUACAGUCAUCCCAGGUUGUCCAUGUACUGAUCCUUUUCACAUAGAUUAAAAUCAAAGAAACACUGUAUUGCUGUAAUGACCAACAGCAACUUAUUGAUGAGAUUACACGUGCAAUGUCUUUUUUUUUUUUUCCCUCCAGGCAAUACACUGAUCACAGAGUUAUAUAGCAGGUUAUUUUUAAUGGAUGGAGGGGUCAAAUAAAAAGAAAUUAGUAAAUGACAGGUUGAAAGUAGUGAUUAUGUGUUACUUCUUUUUGAAGACUUAUGAGAAGUAAACUACAGUGAAGAGAAAGUAAUCUUGGGUUGGUAUUGUUCUUACAUGAAGAGGAAUAUAUGAGACCUGCCCCAUAACCAGAAGUCUAACAAAGCAAUUUCACAAAGCCAGCUAUGUUGAAAUUAGUAUUGAUGUCAUUCUUCCUCGACCAUAAUUGACAGCAACCUUUUUGUCUCAUUCUGGAUGUUUUUAUAAUAUAUGAUUAUUUGAGUGUGUUUCUGUAUGAUGAGAUGUCUAAUCAUGGACUCAUUGGCUGUGUUCCCUUUAUGUUGCUUUAUUCUUCACUGCAAAAUCCUGGCAAAGCAAUUCUUUCUUCUUUUUCCUUCCUUUCUUUUCCUAGAUAAAGCUGCUUUGUCUUUCAUUGAGAGAGGGGAGGAAUGAGCAAGCCCAUGAGCCCCUGUGCCCAUGUUUGAGUCAUCUUAUUUGAAAUGACCUCUGCAUAAGAAAUCUCUGAAGACCUAAUGCACCUAGUUAGCUUUAUUAAAAAUGGCAUAGGAAGAAGGGGAAAGCCAACAGGUGUAUUUUUGUCUGGUAUUUUUGUCUGGCCAAACUAAUAGACACAAAUCAUUCAUCUGCUUUGCUGCAUGCUAGCUUGUAGGAAUAACAGUACUACAAAGUGCAGAUAUAAAGUGCAAAGCUACUCAAACAAUGCAGUAGCUGGAGAAACGAGACUAAGCAAGGAAGCAUAGUCCUCUCAUUUGUCAAGUGACUAAAUCACUUUCAGCCAUCUCAGAAUCUGAUUCUGCAAAAUGCUGAACUUUCUUAUGGAGGAUCAAGUUCCCAUCACCAAAUGCAGCCUUGCUGCAAUCAUUUCAGAUACAGCAUGGUGGCUCAGUCCUGGACCAGGUGGUAUGUCGUGUGCAAUCACAGACCUGGCAAAACAAUGUAAGCGGUUUCUUUAUUUUUCCUUACCUUCAUUAAUUUUAGUCCAGGAUGGAAAAAAAAUAAUAAUCAAAACUUAAAUUUAGCUGUGUUGGUAUGUUUCUAUAAAAAGAAAGAACUACAUGUACAUAAGUGCAUGCAUAGAUAUAAAGAAGCACAUGCAUCUAUGCCUAUGGAUGCAAUGAAUGUGAAUAUUUAUAUGAUACAGGUCUGAACAAAAGAACACAUUUGUAGGAGCUCAUGAUUUAAAAUACUGUCUUCUAAAUCAGGACAUUAAUAUUUUUCUAAUUAAGAACUAUCUAAAACCUACUAUAUAAAGUAAACCCUAAUACUAGCUUUUGAGACAUAUAGGCUGCCACCUAAGUGAAGCAUUGCCUUUAGAAGGAAUUUAGUCUCCUGAGGAUGUAUAUCAAUGCUAAAGUGACUAAACAGGAUGAGCACUUGUUUGAAAUUAAUUUCACUUGGAGUUCUGUGUCUUUUUUACUUUGAGAUGUUUUUUGUUUUUUGUUUUUUGUUUUUUUUUUCUUGUCAUGGUAUGGCCCUUAAAGUAUGUCUACAAUGAAAAACAAAGGCAAACAAAGGACAGGCUUUUAACCUGCAUUGGCUAAACCAGGAUUCUCAUUUGGGUGAAAGUAGCUGUGAAAAAAAAAACACAACUUAGAGCUGUGCUAAGAUCAUCUUCAAUCACAAAUUUUCCUUGAUGUUUCAGUUAAAACUGAUGGCCAAAAUUCAAACAUGAGGUGCAUUUUCUCUGCUUUAUUUUAAUCUGAUCUAGCCAGACUGAACCAAUCCUAUUUAGUAGUCAUUAAGUUUUUACAGUGUAGGCCAAACCUGUAUUUUAAUGAGGUGCUUGUCUAUAUUAGCAUUUAGCUGAUCACAUUUCACAUAUUGGGUGAGGAACAAUCAAUACAUCAUAUGGUUUCACUAGGGUGAGGGGAUAUGAAUCUUCUCAUAAUGAAGUCCACUAUUGAUUUUGCUGCACGUAAGAUUGAGUCCUAGACCACAAAGCACUUGAAGAUUUUUUUAUUAUUAUUAUUUUUUGAGUCCUUUUGUUUUGUUUUGCAUUUGGUUUUACAAGCUACCUGUUUCACACUUGUCAUUCAGUCCUGUCCUUUGGUCUGUGAGGACAGGGCAAACAGCUCAGACAUCCUUUAAGAUGAAAUGAAUCACUCUCAAGAGGUGCAUCUUUCUCUCUAUUGAUUAAAGAGCUCCGGGCAAUAUGCUAGCUGCUUAUAGCAAUGUUUAUCUACAUAGAGGAAUCUCACACUGUGUUUGCAACUCCAGUAGACAUAUCUGCACAGGGCUUACAAAAUACGUUACUUUCAGAGGUGCCAGUUGGAAUUGAGGAAGGAACAUCCUAGCAACUAGAAUUACACUAGUCAUCUCUGCUUAAGAAAUGCAUGUCUACUUAUAGCUGAAAAUCACAUCAAAGCACCCUUUUGAGUCAGUGACCAUCCAGUCAGUAAUCUGUGGAGUUUAGAGAGAAUAGAUCUCUGAUCUAUUCAAAAUACAGGAUCCAUUCAUUGACCUGUGGGAGUGUGGGAGCUUUGACAAAAAGUAUACAUGUAGACGGAUCUACACAGAUUUUGUAAUCUAAAGUUAACCUAGACCCCCCUAGUUGCCUUUCUACCCAUGGGUCUGGUGCCAGUUUGAGAUAAACUGGAUUUCCUUUGCAGCUCCAGUAAGGAUGCAAGUCUCCUGCCUUUCAUGUCCUGUAUCUGCUAGACCCAAGCAGAUAUUUACUGAUACCUGUUGGUUUUUCAAAUUACAUUAAGUGCCCAUCCAGAAGCCCUAACUUCUAAAUGAGGUGAAUCCUUGAAAAAUCCCAUCUUCAGAACAAAAUCAACCUUCCUUUCCAUCAGUGUAAGCCAACUUUUUGAAGUGCGUCCUUUACCCUGGGUUAGCAGAGUCUAAGAGGAGGCAGGAUUUGACUCCUUUGUACUCCACCAUCUCAUGACAUUGUUGUUUCUUGUUUUCACCUACACUAAGCCUGCACUGAAGAAGAUGAGUUUCAAGUAUUGUUUUGCACUGCACAGACACAAAGGGUCAUUAUAUUAUUAUUAUUAUUUAUUUUUCCAAAAGCAACACUUUGUAAAAGAGUUGUACAGAAGCUGAGACCUUGUGAGGCUCUCUGAGACAAGUGCUAUUUCAAAGCUUUCAUGCAGUUUUGCAAUGCUUACUUAUCAAACAAGCCAAGCAAUAUAGUUACAUCCCUGCCAAAAUAUGGCUUUAUCCAGUCUUUUGAGGUUGGUGGGAGGCCUCUUUGUUGACUACAGUUAGAGUUGCACCAAGUCCUUUGGGGUUUUCUUGAAAAGUUACUGUUGCAGCCACACAGCUUCAAAGCAUAUUUUGUUUCUUUUGGAUCUGAACUUUGCUGUGCUCCCUUUUGCAGUGAAAAGUUCUCCACAUCCCCUUUUGAUUUGGGUUGCCCCCCUCUCCGUGCUCCUUCUGUAUAUGAAACUUCUAAACACACUUCUUUUAGGACUGAAAGUUUGUUUUGUUUUGUGUUUUUUUUUUGUUUGUUUGUUUUGUUUUGUUUCUCUUUGAUUGUUUACUUUGAGCCAUGCCUAUAGGAUUUUGGAUUUUUGGAUAUUUUUAUCUAUUGGUCCUUAUUUUUGUGAUCUUUUGCACUAAGUUACUCUGACAAAAACAAAAACUGGAAAAAAAAGCACACUUUCUGGUGAACUAAUGCAAUUUGUAAGCUUGUUGUUUGUUGUUUGUAAUGUACUGAGUCUACAAGCCGAGCUAAGGAAGGAUUAAGGCAACAAUUUAUAUUGACACUCACUCCAUAUCUAGUUCACCUCUGAUUUCUUUUCUGUUUCUCUCCUUUUUUCUCUUUAACAUGUGGGUCUAUCAAAUUGGUGGUAGGAGAUAGAAGAACUUGUGUUAUUAUGCUAAGGUUAUGAUUUUUCUCCUGGCAGUCGCAGAAACCAGAAAUAUGAAGAAAUGGCAUGAAUGUCAAAAUGUCAUCUGGGUGUUCAGCUGUGAGACUGCUCUCCACCAUGGAGAUGUAGUCAUCUCGGGAUGGUGACCUGUAAGGGGGAAUGGGGACAUUACCUCGCCAGAUUACACAGCGAGGCAGUGCAUGAGAGGAAUGCUCUCAGAAAGGUAAAGCUUUUUGAACCAUGUAUGGUAAUCUUUGGGUGGAUAUGAGGGUUUCAGAUCCGUUUCCACAAUAUAUUUGUGCCAUAAAUUGGGUUACCAAUUAUCUGGCCAAAACAUAACCUGAAUUGUCCUGAUGAUCUGCAAAGUAUCAGAGAUGUGCUUCAAUCAUGGGAGAGAAUUUCAAACCACCUCUAAAUCAUAUUAAUCUGAGUCUCCCCAGUUAAAUCACUGGUGCUCUCCCAGCUGCUUCAGAGAAGAAUUUGGGAUUAUUGCCCUCAAACGAUCAUUUAAUGGGUACAACAGGUGAUCCAAAGAAUGGUAUUUGCUUAGAGGCUAUCCUCUUCCCUGUCCCUCUCUCACUUUGGAUGCUUGUGGCAGCUUUCUUGUAAAAUUACUGAUUGCUGUUUAUAUCCCAACACCAUUUGCUUCUUGAUAUACCAGUCAUUCCUCUUGUUGUGGAUUUCAGUCCCACAACUCUAACGAAACUCCAUCUGAUACAAUCUCUGCAUGGGAAAUUAUUUAUUAUUUUGCAUGCCACAGACCAUUAGAAUUUCUUCUUGCAUUGUUUAGGCAAACCAUUUUCUGACAUUUUUGUCAUUGCUGCCAAUGCUGAGCACACGUAUUAAGAAGGAAAGCUGAUCACUUCUGAGUUAAAGCUUAGACACAGUUGGCUGCAGCCCCUCACAACACAGAGGAGUAUUCAGAUACCUGAGCCCACUCCAUGAACUUUCAGACAGAGGUUAGAAGAGCAAGGAGGUAUAUAUAUAUAUAUAUAUAUAUUUCAGAUAUGUAGCCAUAUAAAUCUCUGUGAGUUUUGCAAAUGAAAUAUUUGACGUAGACCAUUAUAUGUAAAUGAUAGGAAGAAGCUAAACAUCAUUACACGUGACCUGCUUUGAAACCCAUUUUGUGGAAGAAACAGAGCCAGCUUCAAAACUGGUGGUAAUCCUGUUGAGGUCAAUCUAGAUACUUCACAGAUGAAUUUAGCCUUAGAUCACCCAAGGCAAGGGCAGUGAUGAUCUCCUGCAAACUGAGCCUGACAUAUAUGAAUUCAAGUCAGGACCUUAUAUUCGUCAUCCCCUACUGCUGUCAACAAGAGUUGCAUUCACUGCAAUUAUGUGUGUCUUCUAGCAGAACUGAGGAUAAAACUCAAGAUAAGGCAAUGAACUUCGGCUCCACUUAAGCCCAUGUCAUGUUUUAAGUCACCUUCACAAGUUUCUGGAAAUGUGAGUAGGGCUGUUAUCAACCAACUUGGGAGCCAACGCAUUGAUUUUAAGAGGAUUUUAUGCAUUUUUAAUGGAAUACACCUCUUGGUGGACUGUGGUUUGCUGUAUCCUACUUGAAAAAUGAAUGCACCCUAUAAAGGGGAAAAAAAAAAAAAAAAAAAAGGCUUCACAGGCUGAAAUCUAGCUGAGAUUAAAUACUUAUAAUAAUUAAAAAUUGGCCCUUCUAGGGAGGAGCCCUGCAUCAUUCGUUUUACUUUGUUCUACUUAAAUUACAUUAAAUAAAUCUCUCAGAACACUGCUCAUUUCAGUAGCAAAGAUCUUUUUUUUCUUUUAAUGGUCUGUUCAAGGGUAAUGCAAGAGUCUCUCAGUUACAGUAAAAAGUAAAAUGGAGAUUUAGAUGAUUCCCCUUUCACUAUCUGGUUUUCUAAAGAGAAUUCCACAGGACGUUGCCUCAGUCCACGUCAGUUUUGUAGACAAUGUAACGUCUUACUACACUGUUCGGGGAUUGAAAAAAUUUAGCCUUAGCUUCUUUUGUUUUCUAUGGUUACUGUUGUACAGAAGAAAGACUUAAACUGUAAAUAAUGUAUAUUUAAUAAAAAGAGACUUUUUGUAUGAUUUUGUGUGGAAGA
Molecule: messenger RNA, 12216 nt
Organism: Anas platyrhynchos (mallard)
Lineage: Eukaryota; Metazoa; Chordata; Aves; Anseriformes; Anatidae
Gene: CNTNAP5
Product: contactin associated protein family member 5
Source: RefSeq, a predicted model, not a curated record